Molecule: messenger RNA, 1028 nt
Organism: Pomacea canaliculata
Lineage: Eukaryota; Metazoa; Mollusca; Gastropoda; Architaenioglossa; Ampullariidae
Exons: 5
Coding region: 147-1028 (293 amino acids)
Source: RefSeq, a predicted model, not a curated record
UGAGCAGAAGUAUUGAUAUAACUAUACUGGCGGCAAAAGCUGUAGGUAGCAUCGGUGAGCAUCUUUCAUGUAACGACCAGACAUGUCAGCUGGAUUUAAUCUAUCCUGCCGAGAACUCGACAUGCUACAUUCAGUUUAGUGGAGAAAUGGGGGAGGUAACUGGCUGGUGCAAUGUUCCCAAGCUCAGAUCUACGAAAUUUCUUAGUAAUUCUGGCUGCUACUUUUACCGCACUUCUCAGACAGGUGACAACAAGCCUACAACAAGUGGAUUUUAUAACAUGAACCUAAAGCCAAAUGCACAGGCUGGUUAUUACACAGGCACGUGUAACAUGACCUCCGACUUACCAAGUGAGGGACGAUACAGCUACACAGUCAUCAUCAUGCCAGGGGAAGUCAACGUGUCUGCCAUGUUCACGGGAAGCAAUGAAAUACGUCGACCAGCCGCUAAUAUAACACACAACUGUCCUCAGUUCAUAAAGGAAGGCAAUGAUCUGAACUGUCAAUGUACAGCCAGUGAUUUAGGAUCGCCUCCAGGAUUACUGAAAUGGAACAGCAUAGCAUCCAGCCAACUGUCACUAACGGACCUGAGGAGAGAACAGCACGGAGUAAACUACGUGUGUAGUCUUACCUGGAACAAGACAGUCCAGCAGUCAUUGGCCUACACACUUACUGUCAUUUGUAAGCCCAGAAAUGCUUCUGCAGAUGCUAGCUUUGUACCUCCCACUCUUCGGGAAGGCCAAAAUACAAGUUUUCAUCUAAUUGCUUACCCGACACCUGUGAAUGUGACAAAAUAUUUUAUUGGAUCAAAUAUGAACAGCUAUGAAACCCCGGUCAGCGAUGACGUGUUUCGUGUGGACUGCAGCUCCAGCUCUCAGUGGAUUUAUAAAAUCACCUGCACAGUAACGGUCAUCAAAGUGACGUCACACGCAGCUGGACUUUACAAGGCUGUGGUCAGUAAUGAGCUCGGAGGUGUUCCACUUUUCUUUGAGGCCUUGCCCCAAAAUACCACAGGUAGAGAUUUAACAUAG